AGGAUUCCAUGUGAACAAUUGCAGUUUAUCAUGGUUCUCGUCAAGUGAUGUCUCUAUCGACAUGUUGUGAUCGUGUGUUGUUCACAUUGACAUGCAGAAUGGUACUAUCGACCCUAGCUUCUCCAACAGCAUCUCAAACAUGAGCAUGAAUCUGCCUCCAAUGUCGUCGCAGGGGAUGCCCACCAACCAGGCCGCCCAUCAAAACAUUAACAAUCGGGACAUGCAAGGCAUUUCUCCUGUGCAAGUUUCACGAAACGUACAGAGACAAGGAGAUGCAGCCAAUGCUCCUCCACAUGGAUCGUUCGGAUUUGGAGCGGAAGGGAUACCGACGAUCAGCCAUGCAGGACAUGGCAUGAGCUUCGCUCUCCCAUCUGUGACGAGUGAGAGCGUGGCAGCCCUCG
This is a messenger RNA of Guillardia theta CCMP2712, 401 nucleotides long. RefSeq lists its product as hypothetical. The record is from RefSeq and is a predicted model, not a curated record. NCBI's taxonomy places the organism in Eukaryota, Cryptophyceae, Pyrenomonadales, Geminigeraceae. The transcript has a single exon. The annotation marks the transcript as partial.